UCCCAAGAUCCAAAACAGCACAAGUUGGAAAGUGGCUCUUAUAUUCACUGUAUAAAUAGUGCAGUGUUAUUUGGGAUUUAACAUUCCAAAGAGUUUAGAGAGUAUUACACACUGAGAUCAACAAGAUGCUGUCGACGGCGCUAAUGAAGGCUAAGCGGGAACAAGAAAUGUUGGAAGAGAUUUACAGAAACGCAACACAGAAAGAAGAAGAAAACUUGGAAGACAUGUACAGAAUGAUAGCACAGAAAGAAGAUGGCGAAAACAUAAUCCCAAGGUAUUUCGCCCUCAAAUCCAAACACAACACCAACUAUCUCCGCUACAUUAAUGAAUACGACGACCGCAUCGGCGGGUUCCUCCGCUUCUCCGGCCAGAGACUUGUCAGCCCGUAUACCAAAUUCGAGGUCGAGUACUCCGACCUCGGAAAGGGAUACGUGCACAUAAGAUGCUGUUACAACAACAAAUAUUGGGUUCGCCAGUCUUCCAAAUCUAGCUACAUUGUCGCCACUGCCAACCAGGCAGACGAGGACCUCUCGAAAUGGUCGUGCACGUUGUUUGAGCCGAUCUACGAUAACCGUCAGAAGGCCUAUCGUUUUCGCCACGUUCAGCUUGAUCAAAUCGUCUUCCUAUCCCACUCUAAUGACCAAUACAACGAUUGUAUCGUUGCAAAAGCUGAGCGUGAAGUUGAGGUUCUACCAAUGGUUACAAUUAGGAAGGCUGAUGAUGAAAUUUAUGCACUCUCAACACUCGUUGAUUGGGACUCCCUCUUUAUACUUCCAAAACAUGUGGCCUUCAAGGGAGAUAAUGGCCAAUAUUUGAGCUUUUCUAGUCCAUACUUGAAGUUUUCGAGCUCGGAUGUUAAAGAGUCAUCCGUUGUGCAAGAGAUCUUUCCUACAAAAGAUGGUAAUAUUCCUAUAAAGAAUGACGACUCGGGUAAUAAUCAUUUCUGCCAGAGACUGACUAUCGAAGGAAAGACGAGUUGUCUCCAUGCUGGUGCAAUUACUAUUACCAAAGAAUCGCGCAUGGAAGUGGUAGAGGUUGUAAUUUCGAGGACCAUUGAUAACGUGGAGUACCGAAUUAACGAUGCCCAAAUUUACGGCCAAAAGGUGGUGUCGAUGGGAAAAGGAACUGCUGUCAACAAAACAAAAGAAACUGACACAGUAACUUUUCAAUUCAAGUACGAGGAAAAAAAUAAAAAAAACUGGAGUUCCUCUGUCUCGUCCAAAAUUGGUGUGAGUGUUACUACAAACUUUCAAGUUGGGGUUCCUAUGGUUGCAAAAGGAAAGAUUGAAGUUUCAGCUGAGAUGGAGACUGAAUAUGAAUGGGGAGAAACCCAUAAGGAUAAAAAUGUGAAGGAAUUUACUUACCCUGUAAUUGUGCCUCCAAUGUCAAAAGUGAAGAUUCAUGCUCUCAUCAAGCAAGGGAUGUGCCAAGUUCCUUUCUCCUAUCGUCGAACCGAUGUUCUUAGAUGUUCUUAGGACUGGACGACAAGUCGUUCAUCAUUUACAUGAUGGACUUUUCAUGGGCAUAAACUCUUACGACUUCGAGUUCAAGUCUGAAACCAUAACAAUGACAUCAUAAAAUUAUUUGAGAGACUGGAACAAUGUGAUUAGUGGUCCUAUACUAUUCGAACUUCAGAGGUUACUAGAGAGUAGUCACAUUUUGACAGCCACCUUGAAUAAUUUUGUGUGAAAAGUGUAAUUAUGUAAGUUGAUUGGAGUGAAUCGAGGGUUAUUUGCGAAUAGUGGUUGUAAAACCAGUCUGUGUUUCUGUUUGUUGGUGUUUAUGUACUUUGUGU
Molecule: messenger RNA, 1795 nt
Organism: Momordica charantia (bitter melon)
Lineage: Eukaryota; Viridiplantae; Streptophyta; Magnoliopsida; Cucurbitales; Cucurbitaceae
Source: RefSeq, a predicted model, not a curated record